Molecule: messenger RNA, 3836 nt
Organism: Rhodamnia argentea
Lineage: Eukaryota; Viridiplantae; Streptophyta; Magnoliopsida; Myrtales; Myrtaceae
Product: protein unc-13 homolog
Exons: 27
Coding region: 295-3627 (1110 amino acids)
Source: RefSeq, a predicted model, not a curated record
GAUUUGACUUCCUCAGCCUCUCAUGAAAUUUUUUCCUCAGAGAAGCAUACCGAUUCAGGACUCUCCGAUGUGAACCAAAACGCAGCUUCUUUCUAUGUUCCCAUGCCGAUCUCUCUCCCUUCUCAUUUCUUCACCGCAAAAAGUUCGCCUUUUUAAGCCUCUCCCGCCCGCUCUCGCCUGCGCUCGCGGGCUGUUCGCUUCAGUCCCCACCCUCGAUCUUCUCUCGCAGAUUCAGCCUCGGAACUUGACAAUCAAAUUCAGUUGAUUCGAGUUUAAAUUACUGUUGCAACUGCAAUGGAAGAGGAAAAUGCACUGGAGCUUCUUCAACGGUAUCGACGAGACAGGCGUAUUCUUCUUAGCUUCAUACUUUCUGGCAGCUUAAUCAAGAAAGUCACAAUGCCUCCUGGUGCUGUUUCAUUAGAUGAUGUGGAUCUUGACCAAGUCAGUGUCGAUUAUGUUCUCAAUUGUGCUAAAAGAGGCGAAAUGCUUGAACUAUCCGAAGCUAUCAGAGACUAUCACGAUCAUACUGUUUUACCACAUAUGAAUAAUACCGGUUCCAGUGAUGAGUUCUUUCUGGUUACAAAUCUCGAGUCUUCAGGUUCACCUCCGAGAAGGGUGCCUCCACCCUUUCCUGCUUUUAUGACACCGACAGUCUCUUCUUUCAUGCCAUCACCCAUUCCUUCUGCACCAUCUACAAUUCCUGAUAUCGCUCCAUCACCCAUUUUGUCAAGCGUAUCUAGAGCAGAGUCUUUCAACUCUCCGCAAGUACGAGAACUCACUGUAGAUGACAUUGAUGACUUUGAGGAUGAUGAAGAGAUUGAGGAAGUUGACAAUCGUAGAAUGUCGCGACGGAGUAUCAAUGAUGCAGCGGAUCUCGUGCCAGUGUUGCCUCCAUUUGCAACAGGUAUCACUGAUGACGAUCUCCGCGAAAGUGCGUAUGAAAUCCUUCUGGCUUGCGCUGGUGCUGCAGGGGGUCUUAUUGUUCCAUCUAAAGAGAAAAAGAAGGAUAAGAGGUCCAGGUUGAUGAGGAAGCUUGGACGCAGUAGAAGUGAAAAUUUGGGGUCCCAAUCUCAACGAGCGCCAGGAUUGGUUGGUUUGUUGGAGUCCAUGCGUGUACAGAUGGAGAUCUCCGAGGCAAUGGACAUCAGAACAAGACAAGGGCUGUUAAAUGCGCUUGCGGGCAAGGUUGGAAAGAGAAUGGACACCCUGCUAAUUCCACUGGAAUUGCUAUGCUGUGUUUCCCGUACAGAAUUUUCUGACAAGAAGGCAUAUAUAAAAUGGCAAAAAAGGCAGUUAAAUAUGUUGGAAGAGGGGCUUCUUAAUCAUGCUGCAGUUGGAUUUAGUGAAUCUGGACGCAAAGCGAGUGAGCUUAGGAUGCUUCUGGCGAAGAUUGAAGAAUCUGAGUCUCUUGCGCCUUCAGUGGGUGAAAUACAGCGCACAGAAUGUUUGAGGUCUCUCAAGGAGAUUGCUAUUCCACUUGCUGAAAGGCCAGCGCGUGGUGACUUGACUGGUGAAAUUUGCCACUGGGCAGAUGGGUAUCAUCUAAAUGUCAGGCUAUAUGAGAAACUGCUUCUUAGCGUCUUUGACAUUUUGGAUGAGGGAAAGCUGACAGAAGAAGUUGAAGAGAUACUUGAACUCUUGAAGUCCACAUGGCGUGUUUUAGGAAUCACAGAGACCAUGCACUACACGUGCUAUGCAUGGGUACUAUUCCGUCAGUAUGUUAUGACCAACGAACAAGGAAUGCUUCAACAUGCCAUUCAUCAGCUAAACAAAAUUCCUUUAAAGGAGCAGAGAGGUCCACAGGAGAGGUCACACUUAAGAAGCUUGCAUUCCAAAGUGGAUGUUGGUGAUGGAUUUCAUGAGAUGUCCUUAUUACAGUCCUUCCUACUGCCUGUUCAGAAAUGGGCUGAUAAGCGGCUAGAAGACUACCAUAUGCACUUUGCAGAGGGAUCAGUCUUGAUGGAGAAUGUUGUGAAAGUUGCAAUGGUUUCUCGGAGGCUUCUUUUGGAAGAACAUGAACAUGCAAUCCAGUCUGGGUCUGUCAGUGAUAGAGAUCAGAUAGAGUCGUACAUAUCAUCCUCCAUCAAGAUUGCCUUUGCAAGAAUAUCGCUAGUGAUUGACAAAUUAGAGGCAACUCAUGAGCAUCCUUUGGCAUUGCUUGCUGAUGAGACCAAGAAACUUCUGAAGACAGAUUCAAGCACCUUCAUUCCCAUUUUAUGUCAAUGGAAUCCACAGGCUACUAUUGUUUCGGCUUCACUUGCACACAAGCUUUAUGGCCAGAAGUUGAAACCUUUCCUUGAUCAUGCUGAGCAUUUGACUGAGGACGUUGCUUCUGUUUUUCCGGCGGCGGAUAGCCUUGAGCAUUAUAUAAAGUCACUUAUAUCAUCUACAUGUGGCGAUGAGAAUGCUGAUUUCUACAACAAGAAACUCAUCCCAUACCAGAUUGAAUCGAUAUCUGGGACAUUGGUGUUGCGUUGGGUCAAUGCACAGCUUGCCAGAAUUCUUGGCUGGGUUGAGCGUGCUAUUCAGCAAGAGCGGUGGGAUCCAAUAUCACCUCAGCAGCGGCAUGGGAGUUCCAUUGUUGAAGUAUAUAGAAUCAUUGAGGAGACUGUUGAUCAAUUCUUCGAACUUACCAUUCCAAUGAGGUCUACGGAAUUAAAUAGCAUGCUCCGUGGCAUUGACAAUGCGUUUCAAGUAUAUGCUAAUCGAGUCAUUGAUAACUUGGCUAGCAAAGAGGAGCUUAUUCCACCAGAGCCGGUCCUUACAAGAUUCAAAAAGGAAGCUGGGAUAAAGGCCUUUGUGAAGAAGGAGCUUUUCGAUACUCCUAGGAUUCCUGAUGAGCGGAGAUCAGUUGAAAUUAACAUUCGAACAACGCCAACACUGUGUGUGCAGUUAAAUACUCUAUAUUAUGCAAUUAGUCAACUUAAUAAGUUGGAAGAUAGCAUAUACGAGCGAUGGAGCAGGAAGCAACGCGACAACUUAAGUAAUGGAAAAUCGAAAAGCUUGAUGCAAAAAGCAUUUGAUGGGAGCAGAAAAGAUUUGAAUGCAGCCAUUGAUCGCAUAUGCGAAUUUACUGGAACCAAGAUUGUCUUCUGGGAUUUGAGGGAGCCAUUCAUCGAGAAUCUGUAUAAACCAAGUGUUUCUCAGGGAAGACUAGAGUCAUUGGUGGAACCGCUUGAUGUGGAACUGAAUCAGUUGUGUCGCAUUAUUGUGGAACCCCUCAGGGAUCGCGUUGUGACCAGUCUUCUUCAAGCAUCACUGGAUGGUUUACUUCGAGUUAUUCUGAAUGGAGGCCCGUUGCGAGUUUUCUACCCUGGAGAUGCAAAACUAUUGGAGGAGGAUUUACAAAUACUGAAGGAGUUCUUUAUCUCCGGAGGAGAUGGUCUUCCACGGGGUGUAGUCGAAAAUCAAGUGGCCCGAGUCCGUCAAGUUAUAAAGUUGCAUGGUUAUGAGACGCGAGAACUGAUUGAGGACUUAAAAUCUGCGAGUAGCAUGGAAAUGCAAGGUGGCAGAAGCAAGCUUGGCGCUGACUCCAACACGCUAUUGAGAAUAUUAUGCCACAGGAGUGACUCAGAAGCAUCACAAUUCCUUAAAAAGCAGUAUAAAUUGCCCAAAUCUUCUGCUUAGGGUGGCAUUCACGUGACCCAGGGAUAGUCACGAUCAAGCCUUUUAAGUAGUGUGAUAGUUGUUCCUAAGUGAAACUGGUAUCUCCCCAAAAUUCAUUGUGCCCCACUUUUAUUCACUGCUUCUCCAUUGUAAUUAUGAAGAUUCUUGAACAAAUGCCUUUUUGUAACUUUUGUAUUUACCUGAAAUAAGCGUUCUUUCAUUUUAGACAA